Molecule: messenger RNA, 459 nt
Organism: Lobosporangium transversale
Lineage: Eukaryota; Fungi; Mortierellomycota; Mortierellomycetes; Mortierellales; Mortierellaceae
Exons: 2
Coding region: 1-459 (152 amino acids)
Source: RefSeq, a predicted model, not a curated record
AUGGAAGAGGUGGUCAGAGCCAUAUCAAACAAGACAGCCGUCUUGGAAGACGAGAUGAAGAAGAAUAGCGCAGAUGCCGAAAAAAAGGCGGCCGCCUGGCAAGGCAAGAUUGAGAAGCUUAACGCAAUUGUCGAAAAGGAAGUGGUUCGGGUAGAUCAUUUGCAGGAGCUUCUGGCAUCAUUAUUAAUGUCAAAAGCACAGCUUCCAUCAUCAUCAUCAUCAUCCAAGAAGCCGUACAACCCUUAUCAAAAAAGGAAGAUAAACGCAAGCAUAAACCAAUCGAUUUCGACCUAUUUCAAGCGUCGUAGACCAGAGAAUAAUAAGGACAGUAAGUUAGAGGACGAUAACUCAGAGGACGGCAGCCCAGAGGAUGACAGCCCAGAGAAAGACAACCCAGAGAACGGCAACCGAGAGAACAAGAAAGAUAACCCAGAGAACGAUAACCCAAGUUCCGAAUAA